This is a messenger RNA of Mercenaria mercenaria, 720 nucleotides long. Its product is annotated as SCAN domain-containing protein 3-like. The transcript has 3 exons. NCBI's taxonomy places the organism in Eukaryota, Metazoa, Mollusca, Bivalvia, Venerida, Veneridae. Bases 1 to 720 code for a protein of 239 amino acids. The record is from RefSeq and is a predicted model, not a curated record.
AUGGCUCCUAAACAACACAGAAAUGCUGCUGAUGCUACAAAAUUGUCAACAUUCAUGAUAUCUGCCCCGCAAGUGGCCACCAAUAAAAGUGAGACAGCAGUGAUUGCGGCACUUAAAAACGUCUACUUCUCAGCAAAACAGAAUCUACCAAGUUCAGUUGUUCCGGCACUGAACGAUCUGUGCAUAAGACAGGGUGUAUCACAACUGAGUGACUUGAAAGUUGAUAGUCAUACCACCUACGAGCACAACACCAGCAUUGGCGAGUUCCAAGACUGUCUAGCUGAUGUACCGAGGGAAGAUUUACUUGUUAAGGUGAAACAAUCGGGGAAAUUCAGUUUGAUGUUUGAUGAAAGCACAGAUAUUUCUGUGCAUCAAAAUUUGAUAAGCUAUAUUAGAGUGUUAGAAACCAAUGAUUUUGGGACAGUAGAGCCACAUACCUACUUUUUAGGCAUUAACCAAUUAAAUAGGGCAAAUUCUGAGAGUAUUUUUGGUAAGGUUUUGGAAAUGUUGGGCAAAAAGGGGAUUGACAUUUCAAAUUUGUGUGGAGUCAGUACUGAUGGGGCAGCUGUUAUGGUUGGGAAUAAAUCUGGGGUUGUCACAAGGUUAAAAAAUCAUGUUCCUGGGGUUCUAGCCAACCACUGCAUUGCCCAUCGCUUGGCUCUUAGUUGCAGUACUGGUGCAGACACAUUCCCUAUUUGGUCAAGUUCCAGGAGAUUUUGA